This is a messenger RNA of Giardia duodenalis, 786 nucleotides long. RefSeq lists its product as uncharacterized. NCBI's taxonomy places the organism in Eukaryota, Fornicata, Diplomonadida, Hexamitidae. Bases 1 to 786 code for a protein of 261 amino acids. The record is from RefSeq and is a predicted model, not a curated record. The transcript has a single exon.
AUGUCAUUGAAAGUCACUCCAGAGACAUGCAAGGAUCCAGAGUUACUGGCCUAUGCACAGUAUCAACAGCAUCUUCUGGAAAAACAUACUGCUAAGCUGAAGGAGCUGGAGAAGGAGUUCCUUAAUAACAAGCUCAAGGAGAACACGAUCAAGAUGGCGAACCACAAAAUUGCUGCGGAAUACGAUGCCCAGGUGCGUAUUCUCCACGAAAAGAACGACGAAAGCGCGCGUUUGCACGCUGAGUACAACAAGCUGAUUCAGGACCAAAAUUCCUCACUUGAGAAGAUGUCACAGGACCUUUACGAGCAGUUUCUCAACGAAUUCAAUGCCAAGAACGAUGAACUGAAUGGCUUAUUAGCAGAGAUAGAUACAAUGCAAGCCGAUAUGAAAACAACAGCAAUCAGCAUUGAAGAUAAGCGCACCAAGGUUCAGACAGAUGUUGAUUCCCUAGGGACGUCAGAAAAAUGCAUUGCAGAGGCUGUAGAGCAAAUAGAAGACGAGAGAAGUAAUCUAGAAAAGCUAGAAAUAGAAAUCCGGACUCUCUAUCAAGCACUGGCAAUUCAUACAGAAUACCACGCCAAGUUGAUGACGAUAAGUGCAGAGCAGGAGCAGGGGUAUGAACUUGUUAGAAACGCUUUUGAAACCGGCCUCAGGGACAGAGGCUUUCUUUAUCACCAACGGAAUCUUCUUAUGGCCGUCAGAGCGUUUCAGGAAAGAGGGCUAAAGGUCUACAAACAGCUAACAGAGCGAUACACGAGGCUACUUGAAGCACUUCCAGACCAGUAA